UUCCCGCGGGCGCGCGGAGUGAAGACGGUGACAGCCACGCGCGCACGUGCGUGCCCGGCUGCAGCGCGGCCCCGACACCUCCCUCGGCCGCUGAGAAGCGCGCGGGGUCUGGGCCGCCGGCGUCUAGGGGCCCCGUCCCCGGGCGUCACCAGCGUUCCCGGCCCGAGUCCCGGAGAGCCGGGCCGUGCCCGCCCCGUCGGUCCCCCCGAUCGCGAUCCCUUACCGUGGCCGUCAGGGCCCGUCCCCAACUCCCAUUUCGGUUCCCGGGGCAGGGUCCUCGCGGUCCAUGCUGGCCGCUGGGGGCCCGCGCCGCUCAGUCAGCUCCCGGGCCGGCCGGCCGGCCACCAUGGUGGCCCUGAGGCCUGUGAGGCUCCUCCAGGGAGGCUAAAAGGUCCAGAGCGCAGGCCUCAGGGCGCGAGGGUCCCGAACCUGAGCCCCGCGCCAUGGCCGGGGCCAUCGCUUCCCGAAUGAGCUUCAGCUCGCUCAAGAGGAAGCAGCCCAAGACGUUCACAGUGCGGAUCGUCACCAUGGACGCGGAGAUGGAGUUCAAUUGCGAGAUGAAGUGGAAAGGGAAGGAUCUGUUUGACUUGGUGUGCCGGACCCUGGGGCUUCGGGAAACCUGGUUCUUUGGCCUGCAGUAUACAAUCAAGGACACCGUGGCUUGGCUCAAGAUGGACAAGAAGGUGCUGGAUCAUGACGUUUCAAAGGAAGAGCCAGUCACCUUUCACUUCCUGGCCAAAUUUUAUCCUGAGAAUGCUGAGGAGGAGCUGGUUCAGGAGAUCACGCAACAUUUAUUCUUCUUGCAGGUAAAGAAGCAGAUUUUAGAUGAAAAGAUCUACUGCCCUCCCGAGGCUUCUGUGCUCCUGGCUUCUUACGCCGUCCAGGCCAAGUACGGUGACUACGACCCCUCUGUUCACAAGCGGGGAUUUUUGGCCCAAGAGGAAUUGCUUCCAAAAAGGGUAAUAAAUCUGUAUCAAAUGACUCCAGAAAUGUGGGAGGAAAGAAUCACAGCCUGGUACGCAGAGCACCGAGGCCGAGCCAGGGACGAAGCUGAAAUGGAAUAUUUGAAGAUAGCUCAGGACCUGGAGAUGUACGGUGUGAACUACUUUACAAUCCGGAAUAAAAAGGGCACAGAGCUGCUGCUCGGAGUGGAUGCUUUGGGGCUUCACAUUUAUGACCCUGAGAACAGGCUGACCCCCAAGAUCUCCUUCCCGUGGAACGAAAUCCGGAACAUCUCUUACAGCGACAAGGAGUUUACUAUUAAGCCAUUGGAUAAGAAAAUUGAUGUCUUCAAAUUUAACUCCUCAAAGCUUCGUGUUAAUAAGCUGAUUCUCCAGCUAUGUAUCGGGAACCACGACCUGUUUAUGAGGAGGAGGAAGGCCGAUUCUUUGGAAGUUCAGCAGAUGAAAGCUCAGGCCAGGGAGGAGAAGGCCAGAAAGCAGAUGGAGAGGCAGCGCCUUGCUCGAGAAAAGCAGAUGAGGGAGGAGGCUGAACGCACGAGGGACGAGCUGGAGAGGAGACUGCUGCAGAUGAAGGAAGAGGCAACGAUGGCCAACGAAGCCCUGAUGCGGUCCGAGGAGACAGCCGACCUGUUGGCCGAAAAGGCCCAAAUCACUGAGGAGGAGGCAAAGCUCCUGGCACAGAAGGCGGCAGAGGCCGAACAGGAGAUGCAGCGCAUCAAGGCCACGGCCAUCCGGACGGAGGAAGAGAAGCGCCUUAUGGAGCAGAAGGUGCUGGAGGCCGAGGUGCUGGCGCUGAAGAUGGCUGAGGAGUCCGAGAGGAGGGCCAAGGAGGCAGAUCAGCUGAAGCAGGACCUGCAGGAAGCCCGCGAGGCAGAGCGAAGAGCCAAGCAGAAGCUCUUGGAAAUCACCACCAAGCCCACGUACCCGCCCAUGAACCCACUCCCAGCCCCGCUGCCUCCUGACAUACCAAGCUUCAACCUCAUCGGUGACAGCCUGUCUUUCGACUUCAAGGAUACUGACAUGAAGCGGCUUUCCAUGGAGAUAGAGAAAGAAAAAGUGGAGUAUAUGGAGAAGAGCAAGCACCUACAGGAGCAGCUCAACGAACUCAAGACAGAGAUCGAGGCCUUGAAACUCAAAGAGAGGGAGACGGCCUUGGAUAUUCUGCACAACGAGAAUUCUGAUCAGGGCGGCACCAGCAGCAAACACAAUACCAUUAAAAAGCCUCAAGCCCAAGGCAGAAGACCUAUCUGCAUUUGAGCCCUCAAAGUAGGUUAUUCCCAGCUCACCCUGCAGAGCGCCAAGUCCCGAGUGGCCUUCUUUGAAGAGCUCUAGCAGGUGACCCAGCCACCCGAGGAUUGGCCACUUCUGCUUGCGGCACCGAUGGGAUGGGCCUGACACCGAGGGAGCCGUCCGUAGGCGGGCUGGAUGGGGGCUUCCUCGGGAGCUCUGGAGCUUUUCCUGGCUGAGCGGAGAGCCCAGCCCCCUUCAUGUGCAAUUGCCUUGAACUAUGACCCUGUAGAAGUAUCUCUCUUGGGGUUCUAGUUCUCCUGACCUGAGUCUUUAAAUUUUUUUGAGUAUUUGUCUUUCCUUAUCUAAUGUGGGAUUCCGUGCUUCCUUCAUCCAAAGCACCCUGGGGUGUGUGUCUUACUGUCCACUGCUGACCUCCCAGCCCUGUCUGGGAAGUGGCUGUAGGAAGUGAAGUACACAGCCCCCCUGGAGACCAGGAGGCUGGUGCCAUCCCUGCCCCCCACGUCCCCAGAACAUUCAUCUCCUUCACUGGUUUGGAACUGGCAUGGGAAGAAGCGUGGCCGCCCAAGCCCAGGCCCACAGCAACCUGCCUGCUACACAUCAUUGGAGAGCGAGCCAGGCAAUGGGUCUUCGGCCUAGGCACCCCUGAGGUAGCCCUCCGGCUGCCAGCUGGUGGGGAAUGGG
This is a messenger RNA of Kogia breviceps (pygmy sperm whale), 2894 nucleotides long. RefSeq names its product NF2, moesin-ezrin-radixin like (MERLIN) tumor suppressor (gene NF2). Gene Ontology annotation, cellular component: adherens junction; apical part of cell; plasma membrane. Gene Ontology annotation, molecular function: integrin binding; actin binding. NCBI's taxonomy places the organism in Eukaryota, Metazoa, Chordata, Mammalia, Artiodactyla, Physeteridae. The record is from RefSeq and is a predicted model, not a curated record. Gene Ontology annotation, biological process: negative regulation of cell population proliferation; regulation of cell shape; positive regulation of protein localization to early endosome.